AUGCUGGAGAAAGACCGGAUAUCCUACUUCUACGACGACAAUCUUGGAGAAGACUGCCCGGUCUUUGAUAAUUUGUUUGAGUUCUGCCAAAUCUAUGCUGGAGGAACUUUAGAUGCUGCUCGCAGAUUAAAUCAUAAAACUUGUGACAUCGCCAUUAAUUGGGCUGGUGGGCUGCAUCAUGCCAAAAAGUGUGAGGCGUCAGGCUUCUGUUACAUUAAUGAUCUAGUAUUAGGAAUUCUGGAGCUUCUCAAGUACCAUGCCAGGGUUCUUUAUAUUGACAUUGAUGUCCAUCAUGGAGAUGGAGUUGAAGAAGCCUUUUAUUUCAUUGACAGGGUAAUGACUGUGAGUUUCCACAAGUCUGGUGAUCUGUUCUUUCUUGGAACGGGUGAUAUUAAGGAUAUAGGAGAAAGGGAAGGAAAAUAUUAUGCUAUCAACAUUCCACUUAAAGAUGGGAUAGAUGACGCUAGCUUUACUCGACUUUUUAAAACAAUUAUUGCCAAAGUUGUUGAGACAUAUUUGCCUGGUGCUAUUGUUCUUCAAUGUGGGGCUGAUUCAUUGGCGAGGGACCGUCUAGGCUGCUUCAACCUCUCAAUUGAAGGCCACGCUGAAUGUGUAAAGUUUGUCAAGAAAUUCAAUAUUCCUCUUCUGGUAACUGGAGGUGGUGGAUACACCAAGGAGAAUGUAGCAAAGUGUUGGGCUGUUGAAACUGGAGUCCUUUUAGACACAGAACUCCCAAAUGAGAUUCCAAACAAUGAAUACAUCGAGUACUUUGCUCCAGAUUAUACAUUGAAAGUUCCAAAUUUGAACAUGGACAAUUUGAACAGUAAGACCUAUCUCAGUUCAAUCAAAGUGCAAGUGAUGGAGAGUUUGCGGUCCAUACAGCAUGCUCCUGGUGUUCAAAUGCAAGAGGUUCCUCCCGAUUUUUAUAUCCCGGAUUUUGACGAAGAUGAAUUGGAUCCUGAUGAACGUGUUGACCUACCGCUGUUCACGCGCUACAAUACCGCGUGGCCCUUGGCCGGCUCCACUUGCCAUAACAAGCAUACCCAAGACAAGCAGAUUCACCGUGAUGAUGAGUACUAUGAAGGUGACAAUGACAAUGAUCACGACGAUGGCACACGCUAA
Miscanthus lutarioriparius is the source of this 1122-nucleotide messenger RNA. NCBI's taxonomy places the organism in Eukaryota, Viridiplantae, Streptophyta, Magnoliopsida, Poales, Poaceae. The record is from the annotation of a GenBank genome assembly.